This is a messenger RNA of Pocillopora verrucosa, 656 nucleotides long. Lineage: Eukaryota; Metazoa; Cnidaria; Anthozoa; Scleractinia; Pocilloporidae. The record is from RefSeq and is a predicted model, not a curated record.
CCCAUGAAAUAAACCACUACAGCCUUUUCAAGAAUUGAAACUGUGCUACAUCGCCAUGUCUUAUUACAAAUACAGGAGUCUGCUCUCUAAGAUAGGCCGACAACUCAGUCAGCAUGAUCAUCAACAGUUACUCGAGACGUGUGGAUUAGACGACGAGGCUGAUAACAUACCAGACGCCCGUUCAUUAUUGAAAAGACUAGAAGGAAAAAGUCACUUGGGAAUUGACCGACUUGGAGUUUUGAAGGAAGUCUUGAAUACUUUAGAAGAGUUCUCUCUGUUGGAAAAACUUAUGGAGUUCGAGAAAGAAAGGAAAGGAUGCAAAAACUUCCUUGCAAAGAUAAGUGAUGCACUCGAUAGCGACGAACGCAAUCAUCUGGAACAACUCAAGGAUAUUUGCCGUAGAAGACAGACAUCGUUGGAGCUUGAUGAGAGUAUUUCCAAUAUUCGAACAUUGUUCGAAGAACUGGAGAAACAUGAAAGUUUGGACGUUUGCGCACUUGACUUUCUAAAAGAGAUUUUGACAGAAAUAAAGAGGGAGGACUUGCUGAAAGAGAUCGAGGAGUAUGAGCAGCAACGAAAUAAGAACCAUACAGCAGAAAUAAGAAAAGCGAAAUUUUACUCUUUGGGCAAAGUUGUAACCGAUAAGGUGGCGCAAG